AUGCUGAGACGCAGUAGGGUGUUGCCGCCCAUUUCGGAGCCCACUCACGGCAUCGAGCUGCCGGACGUCGAAGCAGAAGACGCAAUCUACACGCAUGAUAAGGAGAGAAAUCCACUGGUGCGGAUUGGUCCUCGCUGUGCAACUCUCUGCUCCGAUCACGAGCACAAGUUGUUGAGUUGUUCCAAGUCAUGCGCUACGGUGCCGGCGCCGCAGCACCAGCGUGUGGGCGAUGCAGUUGUGUUCAAUGUGCCCAGUCUCUCGUCUGGUGAAAACGUGGCACGGAGCAGCAGCGCCCGCCGUCAUUUGCGCUCAGAGGACGGUGGCGUCACUGAGGCGCCUCAGCCUGCAUUCCGAGAGGGUGGGACGACCGAGCUCCCUGAGCCCACCCCGGCCUGUGCUAGCCCACCGACGUGUAGCAACGACGAAGAUAAUCAGGUAGCCGUAGAUAGCCAAGCCAACCACUCGGCGGACUUCAUGAACUCGGGUCGCAGCUGCAGUAGCGAGAUUCAACCCACGUCGGCAGGCAGGGAUGCUGUUCUCCUCAGUGAAUCCAAGGAGGACCCAGCGGAUUCCGCUGUACGACGGAAGCUCGCGCGAGUGCGGAGCAAAAACUGCGUUUUGCUGAUUGUACUGCUGGCGAUCGUUAUUGUGCUGGCCUUAGCUGGUGGCGUUGGGGUUGGCUUUGUGAAUAAGAAGUACUUAAUGUUGAUGCACCGUAUGUAUUUGGUAUCGAGAGAACGCGUCAUUCUCAACAGCUCGACGAUGCUGCUUAAAGAUUACCAUACUGCACUGCAUGCAGAGACGCGAAGUCUCAUGGCGUUUGUGCACAGCUCGAUGGCCGACAAAACUCCAACGAACACAACCGAACUGCAGAGGGCCCUGUAUAUUCCCUUUUUCAACGUGUGGUGGACGUGGCUGUACUCCGCUAACAUCCCAACGACGCAUUCGAUUUACGUAUCCCUCUGCGAGGAGUCCCUGAUCAGCACCGAAAAAUGUCCCCUCAUGGCUCUGACCAUCGCGUGCCUGCCGCAAAACUCAAGUCUGAGGUGCUUUUAUAUGCGCUCGUAUGAACUGAACAGCUCGCAGAUGGUGGUCAACCACAUCGACUUUGACAAGACCGGCGUUCCACGGAUUGGCCCCUUUUACAGGCUCGUGCCACUGGUGGUGAACCAUAUGCCCAAAAGGUCCCACCACAGGUAUGACUACUUCUUUAGCCAGGACCACUCCAUCUUGCUCAACGGCGUGGUGCACAACACCCUGACCAUUCGGCAUCAGACGCAGAUGAAGGACCUUAUGGUCAUUUGUGAUACCAGCAGUCGCAUUGAUAGUUGGUUUGAGAGGUUCGAGCGCGGGCUCCAGAAAAGAGAUGGCAGCCACUACAUACUCUUCAGCAGCAACGGCACGAUUCUGGCGUACUCCCAUGAUGAUGACCAGGAUAAUAAUGGGGAACCAGUGUCCUCCAGCUACAAAAACCGUAGCUUGAUUCGAUCGAACGAGCAAGGAGUCGACAAAGCAGCUCUGGAGAAGCGCAUGGUGGCCAUCUUCGCCGAAGCACUACAGAACACCACGUUACUGACAGACCAUUCGCUGUCGAGAGACCCGUUCAUACUCACGAAGAGGAUAGACAACUACGUUGUGUUCUUUGAGGAUAUCUUACGCUUUCGCAGGGCCCACGAAAAAUUCAACACCUUCUUGGUAGCCGCGUACGCUGUGCCGCUGGACAUUUCUCUGGGCCUCCAUGGCUUCGUGCAUAUUAUGAUUUGUGUGGGCAUCAUCAUCAUCUGCAUGUCCCUCCUCGGUGGGGUUGCCAUGGUGACUAUGAACGAGAUGCAGCAUGUGGUGGAGUUCAUUUCGAGGCUCUCCACGCACGCUGCCACAUACGACACCAAGCAGAUGCGCAUUGCACUCGAUCGCCAGAAACCAGGCAUACUCGCCCGCAUCAUUACUUCCGCUGAUGUGAUCAAUCACGAGUUUCAGUGCAUCUUAGCAAAUCUGAACGCGCAUCGCCCGUUUCUGCCGCAGUCGCUGCUCGCCAAGUGCAAUGAGUCCUUCGACGAGGCACUAAAGCGGCCGAGCCUCGAGCGCCGCGACGUGGCCCUCGGCGGCGACUCCGCCAACGCCUUCUCCGUCAAUGAGGACGAGAUACCCGCCGAACCGCUGGCGCUGCCCUACCUGGGGAACACACUCGAGGGUAACGCUACGAACCCGAUCGAGAACUCGCGACUCUUGCAGCGCGGUUUUUACCGAACGAAAUCGACCAUUCUUGUCGUCAGUCUCUCGAACGUCGCCUUGGAUGCGGGCGACUCCGUGGAUGUGGUGAACCUCUUUGUGCAGACGGUGCUGAAUCACGCGACAAGCGCCAACGGUGUGGUGGAGGUCAUCGAGUUUCAAAAAAUCGUCAUCUCCUUUAAUUCGCACUUUCCGGUGCCGCGGCAUCAGGAGAAGGCGUGUCUGUGCGCGCUGGCGAUGCGCGACGCAUUCUACGGCAUGGGGUGCAGCGUCGGCAUGGGUAUAGCGUCGGGGUGCAAUUACGUUGGUACCACCGGAACAGAGCAGCUAAAGGCGCGUGUAAUCAUGGGCGAGAGCGUUGUGGUGGCGCAGUCGCUCACAACUCUCAACAACUUCCUCGGCUGCUCUAUUUUAGCCACUGACCAGGUGGUCUGUGAGGCCAUCGUGACGGCUGUCCCGGUGGAUGUCGUGCAGCUCUACUACGAGCAGAACCAUCAGUGGGUGCAGUACGGUGUCUCUGGGAUCAUCGGUAGUCAGCACACCAUUCUUUCUCCAGAUAUGCAGCUCGUCAAGUCUGUUUUUAAGCUAAUCCGCUACCGCCAAGCGGAGGAGGCGCUGGAGGUGGUGCGGAGGUACAUGGACGCUGCAGCUGAGCGGCGCGAAAUGCCUUCGUGGCCGGUGCGCCGCAUGCAUGCCCUAGUGGAGCAUCAACAGCAGUUGAUCAAGAGUGGUUAUCGACGACAGUGUCGACAAUGGCAGACCCUCGAGGGGGAUGAGAUUAUGAUGAACCGCCUCUCCGAGGCGAACCAUUUAUGCAACUGGCAGCGGCAGCACCGUCUCAAGACAACUGUCAGCACCACCAACGAGGACUCCCUCGCCAGAUUGUCGGCCACAGCCAAAGUGGUCUCUGGUGAGUUCGGCUUUGUCCCCAGCGACACCUUCAACUCGGGCUGCGAGGCGGCACUCGCGCGAGCGUUGAUGGGUGAGCAAUCAAAGCACAUCAUGACGCGGCAGCACUUGGCACCGGUGUCGAACGUAUGCUUGGGUGAGGAUGCCCUCUUUCCUGUUUUCGCGCUCAAGAGCAGCGACGAGGAAGAGGAAAAAUCAUCAGCCUCGACGCCGUCGUUGUUGCUGCAUGACUGCGGCACAGGCAGAAAAGGGGAGACCAGUGGUACGGACUCUGAAGAAAUGAGGUCCAUGCUGCUGGUGAAGACACGCAUGCCGCUCAGCGUGGCGCGUGAGGCUUUGCGCGUCGGGGCACCACUGCUGCCAUCCACCGGCUCAUCUCCAUCGCCUGCUCUACCGUCCGAUCACACUGAGUAUGCCCAUAGCGUACCUGGUAUCUCGACCUCGUCGAAUAACCACCAUCAGUCGGCGCUGGAUGGCCAGCGCAACGGUGCACCUAGCUUUCCACACGGUGGUACUUUUCACGGAGGGGCCUUGGUGACAUUGGGCACGCUCGAGGGCAACACUGGAGGAGGAUUCACUACUGGUGCGGGCGUCGUUCACAUCAAUGGUGACUCCGAUCGAGGCACACCGGACUCGGGACAUAGACAGAACAGGAAUGUCGCUGGUUCAGCGAAGACGCACACAAGCUGCGAACUGCCGCAGCGUAUAGUGUCGGUCAGUGGCCAGGUUUUUCACAGGACCUCGCAGAUUGUGGGGCGCGGGUCCUUUGGGGAAGUGUACCUCGCCAUAUCCGAGACUGGCUCGCUGAGCGCCAUUAAGGUGUUCCCGCUGAAUGACCAGAAUGCGCCGCAGCUCAUUCGCGAGGUCGAGGCGCUAUCGCAAAUGCGGCACGAAAAUAUCGUCGGUUACGACUGCUGCGCUGUUCAGGACAAUUUCUUCUUCAUCAUUUGCGAAUACAUGGCUGCUGGUACGCUUGGUUCGCUCAUUCAGAAGCUCGGGAUGAUCCCAGAGCGGGCGGCGCGCAAGUACGCAUGCGACAUGCUCUUCGGCCUCGACUACCUUCAUCAACACUCGUGGCUGCACUGCGACAUCAAGCCGGAAAAUAUCCUCAUCACCUCUGACGGCACGUGCAAGCUGGCAGACUUUGGUGCUGCCUCACUGGGGCGAAGUUUGAGGGACGCCGUUUCGGUGCGCGGGACGCCGCGAUUUUCGGCUCCAGAGGCUAUCCUGGGGACGUGGAAUCGACAGGCGGAUAUCUACAGCUUUGGUAUCACCGUUGCUCAGAUGGUGACGGGCGUGCACCCAUGGCACAACUACAAUGAACCUGACCACCUGUUCGUCGUGCGCUACGCGGGCGAGAUACGGCAUAGUCUACAAACCGGCACGCCAUGCGCAAUGCAGCCCGACCUACCGACCACUCUGCAGGACAAGGAACUGCAGAGCGCCAUCCGCCGCUGCUGCGAGUUCGACCCUGCUAAGCGUCCGACAACUGAGGAGCUGGUGACACUGCUCUCCUAG
Leishmania braziliensis MHOM/BR/75/M2904 is the source of this 4656-nucleotide messenger RNA. Its product is annotated as mitogen-activated protein kinase-like protein. The record is from RefSeq and is a predicted model, not a curated record. The transcript has a single exon. NCBI's taxonomy places the organism in Eukaryota, Euglenozoa, Kinetoplastea, Trypanosomatida, Trypanosomatidae. Gene Ontology annotation, molecular function: protein kinase activity; ATP binding. Gene Ontology annotation, biological process: protein phosphorylation. Bases 1 to 4656 code for a protein of 1551 amino acids.